Molecule: messenger RNA, 1342 nt
Organism: Cicer arietinum (chickpea)
Lineage: Eukaryota; Viridiplantae; Streptophyta; Magnoliopsida; Fabales; Fabaceae
Source: RefSeq, a predicted model, not a curated record
UUGGGGCGGUGACUGUGUUUAUCUAUGUCCUAACAAGCUACGCCUAUUCCGGUAGAAAGUUUCACCCAUAUUAUAUAAGUAUAUAUAAUUUUCUUGUCUACCAAACAUAGUGAAAGCACAUCGAAUGGAAUCAAAUUUGAAGGGAACACGAAACAACAAUUGAGUGGCGCUUACUCAGCGAGCCAACCUUAAUUGGUUGAUACCAGCUAGCAUGGAUCUUAAUGAUCUCAACAAGGUCUGGGAAAUUAAGCCUCUUAAGAUAAUUGGAGAAGAUGAAGCCAGUAAGAUUCUUCAAAAAGUAGCUAAGCAGGUGCAACCCAUUAUGACUAAAAGAAAAUGGAAAGUUAAGGUUCUUUCUGAAUUCUGUCCUGCCAAUCCAUCCCUUUUAGGGCUAAAUAUAGGACCGGGUGCAGAAGUUAAGCUGAGACUACGCAAGCCUAACCGGGAGUGGGAUUUCUUCCCAUAUGAACAAAUUCUUGAUACUAUGUUGCAUGAGCUUUGCCAUAAUCAACAUGGUCCACACAAUGCUGACUUUUAUAACCUUUUGGAUGAAAUCAGGAAGGAAUGUGAAGAAUUGAUGGUCAAAGGGAUCAGUGGCACUGGGAAAGGAUUUGACCUUUCUGGGAGACGUUUGGGUGGAUUCUUCCAGCAACCACCUUUGUCAUCACUUCGCCAGACUGCAAUGGCUGCUGCUGAAAGCAGAGCACAGCAUGGAGUUUUGCUGCCUUCUGGACCUCAGCGUGUAGGUGGUGAUAACAAUAUUAAGUCUGCUCUGAGUCCGAUACAAGCUGCUGCCAUGGCUGCUGAAAGGAGACUACAUGAUGACAUGUGGUGCGGGUCAAAGUCUGCAGGGGGAGACACUUACAUUCAGGAGGGCAGAAGUUCAUGCGGACCUUCUGUUAGAUCUAUUCAGACUCCAGGUAUUCAAUUUGCAGUGGCCAAGGAAACAACCGGGGAAGCAAAAUGGCAGUGCAAUACUUGCACUCUGUUAAAUAAGAAUAAAAGAGAUCUUUCAAAUGUCACUUUAUACCUUGACACUUGUUGCAUUUGCUGAUAUGGGUAAAUUUUGCAAGCUAUCUUGAUAAGUGAGGAGGUAUAGGCAGGCUGUAGUUUUUGUAGGAUAAACUUUGUUUAAAGGAACCAGGAUCUUUCUAUCAUAGUGGUACUGUAAGUUGUUAGAUCAUAGAUGUACCCAUAUGUUUUGUUAGCAAGUAGAUGAUUUAAAUUUUAAAAGGGUUACAGAACCUCAUGGUCAGGGAAAUGAUGUGGUGUCAUUUUGUUCAGUAAUUAGUAAUUAACAAAUGAAUGUAGCCAACUAUUGUUAUUGUAGUGUUCAAGACUA